AUGGACUUCCGAACCCCCGACCUGCUGGACGUGUGGCUGGAGCCCCCAGAAGAGGUCUCAACAGGAGCCUUCCUGGAGCUGGGACUCCACUGCCCCCCUCGAGAGGUCCCAGGGACUAAGCUCCAAGAACAGGGUCUUCCAGGCUGGGAGCGCAGCGGGAGCCGUGGCUGUGACCUUCAAGAGAGUGAGCCUGAAGAUUUCCUGAAGCUUUUCAUUGAUCCCAAUGAAGUGUACUGCUCAGAAGCAUCUCCUGGUAGUGACAGUGGAAUCUCCGAGGACCCUGGCCAUCCAGACAGUCCUCCUGCCCCCAAAGCACCCAAUUCCCCUGCUCUCUAUGAGGUUGUCUAUGAGGCAGGGGCCCUUGAGAGGAUGCAAGGGGAAGCUGGGCCAGCUGUAGGGCUCCUCUCUCUCCAGCUAGAUCAGCGAAGCCCACCACUUAUGGUGCCUGAUGCUUGCACGGUCCUCGAGCUGCCCCUUGAUGCUCACCCUCACACCCUGCCCAGAGCGGGCACUGCAAACCCAGUGCCUCCUGUGACCCUGCUGCCCUGUCAAACCUUGUUCCUGACAGAGGAGGAGAAGCGUCUGCUGGGACAGGAAGGGGUUUCCCUGCCCACUCACCUGCCUCUCACCAAGGCAGAGGAGAGGAUCCUCAAGAAGGUCAGGAGGAAGAUCCGCAACAAGCAGUCAGCUCAGGACAGUCGGCGACGGAAGAAAGAGUACAUCGACGGGCUAGAGAGCAGGGCGGCUGCCUGUUCUGCACAGAACCAGGAACUACAGAAAAAAGUCCAGGAGCUGGAGAGGCACAACAUCUCCCUGGUAACUCAGCUCCGCCAGCUGCAGGUGCUCAUUGCCCAAACCUCCAACAAAGCUGCCCAGACCGGCACUUGUGCUCUGAUCCUUCUUUUUUCUCUGGCUCUCAUCGUCCUGCCCAGUGUCAGCCCCUUGCAGGGUCUCCGGGAAGCUGGGACUGAGGAUCACCAGCCUCAUGGAGUGAUUUCCAGAAAUAUCCUGACUCACAAGGACAUGACAGAAAAUUUGGAGACCACAGUGGUAGAGUCCAGAUUGGAGGGGCCACCUAGGGCCAAGGGUGUAAAUGGCUCAAGGACCCUGCUGGAGAAGAUGGGAGGGAAGACAGGCCCCAGUGGGCAUGUCAGAACUGGCCUGCAUGCAGAUGAGAUGUGAGCUGGAACAUUUCCCAGCCCACUUCCCAGCUGCAAUAAGGAAUCCAGGAUUCCCCUGGGAUUCCCAUUCAGAGUUCUUUGGCCUCAGGGGUCUGAAUCAUUUCAAGACCCCCUAAGCGUCUGUACCCCAAGGCCCAGGCUAUGCGAGGAGGCAUUUCAGAUACUUUUGUUACACAUCUGCAAUUUUAUUUUUUCUUUGGGGUUAGGGUUGGGGAAAACAGAGGUUUUGGCUGAGAAAUAAACUUUUUUGCUAAAAUUA
Messenger RNA from Odobenus rosmarus divergens (Pacific walrus), 1440 nucleotides. It is a transcript of the gene CREB3L4, whose product is annotated as cAMP responsive element binding protein 3-like 4. Gene Ontology annotation, cellular component: nucleus. Gene Ontology annotation, biological process: regulation of transcription by RNA polymerase II. The record is from RefSeq and is a predicted model, not a curated record. Gene Ontology annotation, molecular function: RNA polymerase II cis-regulatory region sequence-specific DNA binding; DNA-binding transcription factor activity, RNA polymerase II-specific. The coding region runs from base 1 to 1182 and encodes 393 amino acids. The transcript is spliced from 9 exons. NCBI's taxonomy places the organism in Eukaryota, Metazoa, Chordata, Mammalia, Carnivora, Odobenidae.